This is a messenger RNA of Cololabis saira (Pacific saury), 2820 nucleotides long. Its product is annotated as ATP-sensitive inward rectifier potassium channel 12-like. Gene Ontology annotation, biological process: potassium ion import across plasma membrane; regulation of monoatomic ion transmembrane transport. Gene Ontology annotation, molecular function: inward rectifier potassium channel activity. The coding region runs from base 359 to 2059 and encodes 566 amino acids. Gene Ontology annotation, cellular component: plasma membrane. The transcript is spliced from 3 exons. Lineage: Eukaryota; Metazoa; Chordata; Actinopteri; Beloniformes; Belonidae. The record is from RefSeq and is a predicted model, not a curated record.
UCGGGGGAGAUACAGAACCGCCAGGCAGGCAGGACGGAGCGACUCGUAUCCACUACGAUGGAGCAACAGGACAGGGCUCAGGCUGGAGACGUGCACAUGUUUGUGCAGGAGAAAACCGGGAGCAGAUUCACCAAGAACAUAUUUGUGUAGUGCAGGGAGGCGAGGGAGAAGGGCGGGAGGGCAGAAGCAACAGUACACCACGCUCAGCAUCUUCUGGUGAGGAUGAAACCACUGUUGGUCUCCAAGUGAUUCAUUCUGCAGUUACACAAAGAAAAUGUAUGAUGAGAGGGCAGUGCUGAUCACGGAUGCAAGAAAGACCUGAGCUUACAGUGCCUCCCUGUCCAGCAACAGUACGUUAAUGGUUGGAACUGCCCGUCCCAACCUACAUUACUGCCCUCGCAGACACAGCCUGAUGAUCACCGGUGCCAUGGGAGCGGUGCGGGUAAACAGAUACAGCAUCGUUUCCACCGAUGAAGAUGCCCUGAAGAUCUCCAGCUUCGGCCUCCACAAUGGCCACAACCCCCUGACCCAGCAGAACCGGCUAUCAGGGGCCAGCAUGCGAGCUGAGGAGGGAGGCGGCGGCGGAGAGUGUCCGGGUAUUGAUGAAGGACUCGGGGCUUUGUCUUUGAGGGUGACCAAGGAGCCCACAGCCAUCAGUAAUAGCGUGGCUCUGCCCAGCCGCCUGCGCAGCCGCUUUGUGAAGAAGAACGGCCAGUGCAACGUGGUGUUCAGCAACAUGGAAGAUAAACCGCGGCGAUAUCUGGCUGAUAUUUUCACCACCUGCGUCGACAUACGCUGGCGAUACUUGUUGCUGAUCUUCACGACCACCUUCCUCCUGUCUUGGCUGCUGUUCGGUCUCAUUUUCUGGGCGGUGGCGCUCGCCCACGGAGACUUCAAUCUACGCGAGGACAGCGAUGGUGAGGGUUCCGCGGAGGAAAAAAAAAACGAGUUGCGGCCGUGCAUCCUCCACAUCCAGGGUUUCAUCGGGGCGUUCCUCUUCUCCAUAGAGACCCAGACCACCAUUGGAUACGGUUUCCGGUGUGUCACGGAGGAGUGUCCCAUUGCUGUCGUGACUGUGGUGGUGCAGUCUAUUGUGGGAUGCAUUAUUGACUCUUUCAUGAUUGGCACCAUCAUGGCAAAGAUGGUGCGCCCGAAGAAGAGGGCGCAGACCUUGCUGUUCUCGCAUCACGCUGUCAUCGCCCUGCGCGACGGGAAGCUUUGCCUCAUGUGGCGCAUGGGGAACAUGCGCAAGAGCCACAUCGUCGAGGCCCACGUUCGCGCUCAGCUCAUCAAACCGUAUGUGACGGCCGAGGGCGAGUAUCUCCCUCUGGAGCAGACGGACAUUGAUGUCGGCUACGACGACGGGUUGGAUCGGCUGUUCCUGGUGUCGCCGUUGGUGGUCGUCCAUGAGAUCAACAAGAGCAGCCCUCUGUACAACCUCAGCCACAGUGACCUCCAGAAGGAGGACUUUGAGAUCGUGGUCAUCCUGGAGGGGAUGGUGGAGGCCACAGCCAUGACGACGCAGGCCCGCAGCUCCUACUUGUCCAGGGAGAUCCUCUGGGGUCACCGCUUCGAGCCCGUCGUGUUUGAAAAGGGCGACCGCUACCAUGUGGAUUAUUCCCGCUUCCAUAAAACCUACGAAGUGCCAUCUACACCUCACUGCAGUGCCAGGGACCUAAGCCAGAUGAAGGCUCGUAGUGGGCAGUCCUCACCGUCCGGCUCAAGCUACUCCAGGUCUCCGUCACUGUUCGCUCCGAGAGCGCCGCGACGUCUCCAGGGUUCUCACUCCCCCAGUGCGUUCUGCUACGAGAACGAAGUAGCUUUGUGCUGCGGAGACGACGCGGACGAUGAGAACGCAAAGGAGGAGAUGGAGACCCUGAACAUAAGAAGCGACAGGGAGGUAAAGAUAAGAGAUAACAUCCACCUGGAUUUCAAGGGGACAUUUGUGAAGGAGCAGACGGUGGAGAUGUUGUGUGUUCUGGACACGGAGAAUCAGAUGGGCCUGGACAGAAUACCGCCUGCCCUACCGUUGUACGUCAGCAGGGAGUCGGGAGUUUGAUCAACGACUAUUGGUUCCACUUGUUUUCCCUCUCUGUGUGCAUCCAACCAAAGCAUUAAACCUGUGUUAGAAUAAAAGAUGGAGGACACAUUUUAAACUGUUACGGAGGAAAAAACAAGGAUUUUUUUUUUUUGGGUCUCAUCUGUGACAGAAUCCCCAUAACUCUGGUUUCGGUUAACAUCAGCUUGUGUAAAACAUCACAGUUCUUCUUCUUUUAAACAAAUUACACUCUUAACUCCCAGGUCAUCUUGAAAAAUGUAAUUUACUCUCUUGUUUACUUAAGUAUAACCUGUGUGUGAUCUACAAUUAACUCAACUCAAGCUGUUAUUGACUUCCAUUUUCUGUGUAAAUAGUUAUUUUGUUUUUAACUUAAAUUUUUAAAAUAACUUGACAUCAUAUUAAGAAAAAAAAACUUAGGAAAGAAAUCUUGAUUUAUUAUGAAGGAGUCAUAGUACAAAUGCUUUGAAACUUUUCUCACCUGUAAGCUUCGUUUUUCUCUCCUGUAUUUUUAACUUCUGUCUUCCUGCCUGACUUCCGUGUCUUCGCAUUUGAUAAGUAAGCUAUUUUUGUCUUUGAGAAUUGAUCAAAGUUUGUCUCUAAAUGGUAACCAAGCACAAGUAAGAUAUAUAAUCCAGAAGCAUGGAAGAGAGUUUAAGUGAAACCUGUGCAGAUGAAGAGCGAGCACUUUAUUCAUACUUUUAUCAAUAGAUACGAACACUUUGCAACUGUUUGCUGUUUUGUAUGAACAGAACACCUAUUAA